AUGGAAACCAUCUACCCACCGUGUUCGCAAACGAUUGGAGUGAUCGCCAUCGGAACGAGAGGAGAUUUUCAACCUUUGCUGGCCUUUUGUUUAGACUUACAACAGCGAAUGAUCACAUCCAAUGCACAAGUCUAUCUCAUCGCUCCCGAAGUAUUCAGACAACAGUAUGAGAAAGCAGUUCAAUCUACCCGUUCAUCAUUACUUUUUAAGAGUUUGAAAGGAAAUCCUAAAGAAACCAUGCAAGAUCCACAAACACAAGAAGCACUGAGAACUGGAAAUUUUGCAACAGUCAUGCAACUAACAGCCAAACCAAAUGAAAUGCUAAUGAGCCAAUGCACUCAUGAUUUAUUUGAAAUUGCCAAAGAAACUCCAUUCAACACCUUGAUGUCCUCCUCUAUGGGAAUGCCCAUCGCUUGGAUGCUAAGCGAAAGGUAUGAAAUACCACUCGUGUAUAUUGGUCUCGUCCCAGAAGCACCCACAUCUGAUUUUCCAUUUUGUGUCCUGUCCCCUGUAAGCUUGGGAGACGAGGAGAAGAAUUUGGCGAGUUAUGAAUUGGUCUAUCAUGCAUCGUUCAAAAGAACAGAAGAAAUGGUCAAUCAACAACGACAAGAAUUGGGACUUGCCCAAAUGAAAGACGAGGGUUGGUUAAGCCUCAAAGAAAAGUAUAACAUGCCAAUAAUUUAUGCCUUCUCCGAUGUUGCUUUUGGUGGAAAGAAACCAAAAGGGUAUCGAGAGAAUAUUCAUUUGACUGGAUAUUUCGAACUCAAAUUGGAGGAUGAUCACUUAGAUUUGGAAAUUGAAAAUUUUCUUGCAAGUCCAAAACCAGAGCCAGUGUUCUUAUCGUUUGGUUCAAUGCCUGCAUUGAAUCCUUUCCAGUUAUUUGAAUUGACUCGUUCAGUAUUGAUGAGAAAUGAGAGAGUCAUUUUAUCAUGUGGUUGGACCGAUAUGGACAAGAUUAUGGAAGAUUUGAACAUGCACCACUUUGAGAUACUUUCCAAGUUUACUGAGGAAGAAAUCCAACACUAUACAGAAUUGUUGAACUCACUCAAACAAUAUAUUGCCAAUGAUCGUCUGUUAGUGAUUAAAGAUUGUCCUUAUUAUUUGCUCUUCCCUCGAUGUGCCUGUAUUGUUCAUCAUGGUGGAGCAGGAACAACUGGCACAGCUUUGAAAUCAGGAAAGCCUCAAGUGGUGAUUCCUGUCUUUAUGGAUCAACCAUUCUGGGCUCACAAAAUGUAUGAUUUGGGUGUUGCUUCGUAUCCAGUUCUGUUUAAAGACAUUACCAAUGAAAAGGUCAAUGAAGCGAUUGAUUGUGUUCUUCAUCAAGGAGAGAAGAGUGAAGAUAUCAAGAAAAAAGCCCUACUCAUUGCUCAACAACUACAGGCCAAUGAGCAUGAUUGUGAUCCCAUUUCACGUGCCAUUGAAUUGUGUUUGGAUUGUAUCAAGAAUCCUUUCAUUGUCCCAAGAAUUGAACAAUAA
Messenger RNA from Naegleria lovaniensis, 1476 nucleotides. RefSeq lists its product as uncharacterized. The record is from RefSeq and is a predicted model, not a curated record. Gene Ontology annotation, molecular function: UDP-glycosyltransferase activity. Bases 1 to 1476 code for a protein of 491 amino acids. The transcript is spliced from 3 exons. NCBI's taxonomy places the organism in Eukaryota, Heterolobosea, Eutetramitea, Acrasida, Naegleriidae.